ACCCUCUGCACCCCAGGCCCAGCGAGCAGCCCCCGACGCCGCCAUGGCCCUGUGGACGCGCCUCCUGCCCCUGCUGGCCCUGCUGGCCCUCUGGGCGCCCGCCCCGGCCCAGGCCUUCGUCAACCAGCACCUGUGCGGCUCCCACCUGGUGGAGGCGCUGUACCUGGUGUGCGGGGAGCGGGGCUUCUUCUACACGCCCAAGGACCGCAGGGCGCUGCCCGAGCUGCAGGGGGGCGAGGGGGAGCUGGGCACGGGCGACCUGCAGGCGCUGGCGCUGGCGCAGAAGCGGGGCAUUGUGGACCAGUGCUGCACCAGCAUCUGCUCGCUCUACCAGCUGGAGAAUUACUGCAACUACCCCCGCCCCCUGUGCCUGGGCUUGGGACAGAGCCACGGCCAGCUGCCCCGGAGGCCCCAGCCACGCUGCUCCGUGCAGAGCUACCCAAAUUUGGAGGGGCUGGAGGGACGGCAGCGUGGGGGGGCCGGGAGGACGAGGGGCCCGGCUAUAAACGCAGCUGGCGUGUGGCAGGUGCCUGCUCAGUGGUGGACGCCGCCCGCCCGCUGCCGAGGCCCCGCUGCCAUGCGAGCCCUCACGCUGCCCUUCACCAUCUCCCCGGCCCCGGCCUCGCCCCCCUCCUCGGCCACUUUGAGCCCCCCUGCCUCGGCGGCCGCAGCUGCUCAUAGCAGCCCGGCCGGCAGCUCCUCGACCGGCGGCUCCCCGGCCGGGCAGCUGGGGCAGAAAGCCUGGGGCAGCAGCGACUCCCCGGUCCUCUUUGUCCACCGCCCGGGAGCCUCGGGGGCCACCCAGCCGCUGGAGCACAGGGGCCGGAGGGUCACGGCCGAGCUCCAGGAGGAGGAGGCGGGGACGGACUCCAUCCCGCGGCCCCAGGACGCGGCCGCCCCGCCAGCUCAGCCCCCAGCUCAGCCCCCGGCCCGGCCCGCGCGCCAGCCCCGGCGGAGGCCCCGGCAGAAGCCGCCCAGAGCCGCCCGCGAGCACAGCCCCCAGGCCGGCUGCUGCGGCCUGUGCCCCUGGCUCGCCCGCCCGGCCCCCCAGCACUGAGCCGCCCCCACCCCCGGCCCC
This is a messenger RNA of Pipistrellus kuhlii (Kuhl's pipistrelle), 1078 nucleotides long. Its product is annotated as insulin. NCBI's taxonomy places the organism in Eukaryota, Metazoa, Chordata, Mammalia, Chiroptera, Vespertilionidae. Gene Ontology annotation, molecular function: hormone activity. The transcript is spliced from 5 exons. The record is from RefSeq and is a predicted model, not a curated record. Bases 44 to 1057 code for a protein of 337 amino acids. Gene Ontology annotation, cellular component: extracellular region. Gene Ontology annotation, biological process: glucose homeostasis; positive regulation of protein secretion.